Messenger RNA from Scheffersomyces stipitis CBS 6054, 825 nucleotides. Its product is annotated as acetate uptake transporter family protein. The transcript has a single exon. The record is from RefSeq and is a predicted model, not a curated record. The coding region runs from base 1 to 825 and encodes 274 amino acids. Gene Ontology annotation, molecular function: acetate transmembrane transporter activity. Lineage: Eukaryota; Fungi; Ascomycota; Pichiomycetes; Serinales; Debaryomycetaceae. Gene Ontology annotation, cellular component: plasma membrane.
AUGGCCAACUCUACUAUAGUUUCUAGUGAACAUCCCGACAAGAGCGUUGCUAGCCAGGAUGAAAACCCUGUAAGCAGAGUACAAUUCUCUGGUGAUGCAGACGAGUUCGUACUGAUUGGGGGCCACAAGUACCACAGACAUGAAUUGAUGCAAGCCUUCGGAGGAAAUUUGAACCCAGGUUUAUCUCCUUAUCCUAAGAGAACUAUCAACCCAGUGCCUGUGGGCCUUGCUGCCUUUUCGUUGACUUUGUUCGUAUUCUGUAUGUACACUGCUGAAGCUAUGGGCAUUAAAAUUCCAAACGUUAUGAUUGGAAGUGCCUGCUUCUAUGGUGGUACAGUUCAAAUGUUAUGCGGAAUUCUCACUUUCCUUAACGGAAACACUUUUGGAGCAACAGUUAUCACUUCUUUUGGAGCUUUCUGGCUCUCCUUUAUGGCCAUCUUUGUUGAAGACUUCGGUAUUGCUCAAGCUUAUACUGAUCCAAAGAUGUUCUCGAACGCAGUUGGUUUUUUCCUUUUGGGAUGGGCUAUUUUGAUUUGGGUUCUUACUAUUCUCACAUUGAAGUCUACUGUUCCAAUUUUUGCAUUCUUUUUCCUCUUGGCAUUGGCAUUUACUUUAUUGUCCUCUGGAUAUAUGGUCAAUAGGGUAAAUGUGAAAAAAGCUGGAGCAAUUAUUGGAGCUGUGGAUUCCUUCAUUAGUUGGUAUCUUGCCUUUGCAGGUACUUCCAACAGGCAGAACUCGUACAUCACUUCUUACCACUUGCCAAUGCCUACAUUUGGCAAGAAGGGUGCCUUUGAACACAAACCUUUCCGGGGACCACAAUUAUAA